CCAGAGUGAAGUAUCAUCUUUUCUCCCCUGGGGAUUCAUAUAUACGGGACCAGAAAAGAUCGAGCACAAAUUUAACUACAGAAAUGAGAAAGAAAGAGGCGAUCUACACGAAUACAAAAUGUCUCACUCCUCCUAAGCAGCACUUGAAUCAAAGACCUGAAAAUGCAGAAAUCAAAGAUUCCCCUGCUCCAGCUCCUCCCUGGAAGAUCAUUGCAGUGAUUCUGGGGAUCUUCUGCCUGAUAUUGUUAGGAAUCUCAGUGGCCUUGGCUAUCAAGCAUCAUUCCUGUCCGGGAUGCCCUGACCAGUGGGUACGAUAUAGAGACAGCUGUUACUACUUCUCCAACAUGAAGAAAGAUUGGAAUUCUAGCAGGAAUUUCUGCUCUGCCCAAGACUCAGGGCUCUUGGUAAUCAGUGACACCAAGGAAAAGAACCUGUUCCUGGGGAUCCAUACAGAAGAACACUGGAUUGGAUUGACAAAUCUCAAUGGCUCUGGCUGGGCCUGGGAAGAUGGCUCAACAUUCAGCGAUAUAAAGGUCACCUCUAACAGCCCUGUGCAGCACUGUGGUGUCCUGGUGACGGGGGCCCUCCAUGCCUCCAGCUGUGCAGUUCCUUUCCCAUGCAUCUGUGAGAAAUCCUCCAAGUAACCUCCUGCUGCACUUUCCCACCGAAUAGUCUUCACUCAGACUCAGCCAAUGGACCUGAAUCAUGAACCCAUUAAAGAUGCUCCUUCCUUUGUUCAUGUGGGAUAGGUUUGAUACUGUUCCUAGAUGGUUAGCAGCAUGCACUGCCUUGUGGGAGACCAAGGUUUGAUUCCAGCUGUAGUGUAGGUAUACAAUUGUGUCUAAGCACCUAGUGAAUGCAGCAUCAGCUAAAAAAGCUAAAGUUCUUGUUAAUACACAUAUUGUUGAUGAUCUUUGUAUUUAUAUUUUCAGCACAGUGGCUCAGACUACCAGAAAUUAAAACUUGUUUAAAAAACUCUAUAAAGGAAAAUAAUGGGACAAUAUUACGUAUUUCUCCUUUAAAGAUGAUAUCUCACUGUUGAAUUUGGAGUGAAGUAAGCAGCAUGAGUAGGAUUAAACUGGAUUUUUUUUAUUCAUUCACAAAAUGUUACAGUUACACUGUGUCUUUUCCUCUUUCUUUAGCAGGCUUGCUCUAGUGUUCUCAAGUAAUUAUUACAUUUACUCACUCCUACUCUACUCAAUUAACGUUUAGAUACAAUACUUUUCCCAAAUGGAGGGAAAUACUCUGGCAUGAUUCAUAUUUCAAGCUAAAUAGAUUUAACAUUUACUCCCCUUUUUUCUAACAUUUACUCCCUUCAGCAAUUAUUACUUAUACUUAGAUAUCCCCUUUAAUUUUUUUUUUUAAAGAAGACUAAGAGGAGAUGUGAUGGAGAUCUGUAAAACCAAGAAUGGGACACGGGAAGCCCUUCAAAAACAUCUCUUAGCUUGCUCCUAUGAUGUAAUAGAACCAGAGGAUUCUCAAUUAAAUUAAAAAUAGUACAUUUUAUCCAUUUACAAUUUACAGUAUUUCAUUAACAAAAUGUAAAAUUAACCCGUGGAAUUCAAUGCUUCAGGAUAUUCCUGAGUAACACAUUGUGAAGCAAUAACCCCACUAGCUCAGUAAUAUUAGAACAAGGAUGAGACUAUUUUGGAUCUGAUUCUCUUCUCACAUUGGUUUUACUCUGGAGUAAUUCCACUGAAUUCAAAGGACUUAUUCCUGACUUGCACCAAAAUAAGGAGAGAAUCAGGUGUAACAGUUUAGAAGUGUGCUGAGGUAAUAUUAUGUGUAACUAAUACACUCCCUUUUUAUCUGCGCCUCAACCCAUCUGUCUGUUGAAGCAUAGGCCAGAGCUCAGUCUUUUCAGGACUUAGAAAAAAAGGAUUACACAGAUUUAAACCACUGAGAGAGAGUGCCAUAGAAUUUCUUAAGGAUGAACAUUUAAUAUCGAUACAAACAUCUGCAACCAGACUUUGGAAUACUUUUAAAACUUUGCUUUAUACAAAACUAGUAAGCAGUAACUCAGUUGGCGUUUUCCCACACAAACUCCUCACUUUGUUUCUGUUAUAUGAAUUAUAGUGCCAGCUGCACACCUUAGCAUGCACACACGCAUACACUCUGAUGAAUUCUCAGUCUCCGCAGUGUGCCAUCAAUAGUGCAUGUGUCACUUGAAUGCCACAGAACCAGAUGGCAAUGGAAGCUCCACAGUUUUCCAUGAAACUCCUCAUGGCCAACUCCACUUCUGGCAUCAACAGUUGGCAUCUCCUCAGCUUUGAGCAAGAUGGGGCAUCUGUAAUCUGGAUCCAAAGUGGCACAAGGCUCUGGGAUGUAGCUUUCUCA
This is a messenger RNA of Trachemys scripta elegans, 2337 nucleotides long. RefSeq names its product killer cell lectin-like receptor subfamily G member 1. The transcript is spliced from 6 exons. The record is from RefSeq and is a predicted model, not a curated record. NCBI's taxonomy places the organism in Eukaryota, Metazoa, Chordata, Testudines, Emydidae. Bases 84 to 644 code for a protein of 186 amino acids.